Molecule: messenger RNA, 1202 nt
Organism: Delphinapterus leucas (beluga whale)
Lineage: Eukaryota; Metazoa; Chordata; Mammalia; Artiodactyla; Monodontidae
Gene: FCAR
Product: Fc alpha receptor
Biological process (GO): immune response-regulating signaling pathway
Cellular component (GO): plasma membrane
Source: RefSeq, a predicted model, not a curated record
CUGCUGACGUGCACCAACAAGUGGCUAACGGGGCUGAGGCUGGCUGUGUCGGAACCAUGGCCCCCAGAGACACCACCCUCUUCUGCCUCGUGCUCUGUCUUGGCCAGAAGAUUGAGGCACAGGAUGGGAAUCUUUCCAUUCCUACCAUAUCUGCCACGCCCGGUUCUGUGAUUCCCUGGAAUGAGUCUGUGAAGAUCCUGUGUGGGGGAACUCCUGAGUCUUACCUGUACCAACUGGAGAUCCUGGGAAACUCCACAUACAAAGUGGUGGAGAAGAAAUGGGGAUUUCAGAAGACAGCUGAGUUUGUCAUUAAACACAUGGAUACAAAUACUGCAGGACGUUAUCAGUGCCGAUACAGAAAACAGUACAGCUGGUCAGUGCAUAGUGAAGCCCUGGAGCUGGUAGUGACAGGCUUGUAUGACAAACCCUCCCUCUCCACUAAUGGGUACCUCGUGGUGAUGCCAGGGGAGAAUGUUUCCCUCCGGUGCAGCUCAGCACACAUCUCGUUCAAUAGAUUUUCACUGAGCAAGGAGAGAAGGGCCGUUCUGUCACAGCACCAAAACGGGGGACGCUGGGGUGACUUCAUUCUGGGUCCUGUGAACCUCAGCUUCUCAGGGAUCUACACAUGCUACAGUUGGUACAGUGGCAGCCCUUAUGUAUGGUCAGCCCCCAGUGAUGCCCUGCAGCUUGUGGUCACAGAUACCACGAACCAAGAUUACACGACGGAGAACUUGAUUCGAAUGGGCAUGGCAGGGCUGCCCCUGGUGGUUCUCUUGGUCAUUCUGGCUGAAAAUUGGCUUGGCCGUCAGGUUCCACACAAGGAAGACCAGCAAGAACUGCCUGAACUGAGCUGCAGUAGACAGAAAACUCAGACAGAAUGGACCUUUGGACUAACUCCAAAGGGUCACCAGGUAGACACCAGGCACUGAAUACAACAGCCAGCACUUGUGGAGUCCUGGAAAGCUCCAUGGAGAACACAAGGGAGAACGAGGUGCUAACCAGCUUGGAUCCCUUUGCAAACCAAUCAAAUGGUAUUUUCUUAUAUGAAUCUGAUAUAUUUGCAGCCCACCCUGCUAGACUUUGGUGAUAAAAUUCUCAGUACAGGGCCUUCCCUGGUGGUGUAGUGGAUAAGACUCCACGCUCCCAAUGCAGGGGGCCCGGGUUCAAUCCCUGGUCAGGGAACUAGAUAUACCACAUGCAUC